This is a messenger RNA of Biomphalaria glabrata, 974 nucleotides long. RefSeq names its product mediator of RNA polymerase II transcription subunit 21-like. Gene Ontology annotation, molecular function: transcription coregulator activity. The record is from RefSeq and is a predicted model, not a curated record. Gene Ontology annotation, cellular component: mediator complex. The transcript is spliced from 4 exons. Bases 484 to 918 code for a protein of 144 amino acids. NCBI's taxonomy places the organism in Eukaryota, Metazoa, Mollusca, Gastropoda, Planorbidae. Gene Ontology annotation, biological process: regulation of transcription by RNA polymerase II.
AAAGUGACUGUCAAAAAAAAAAAAAUAAUGACACAAAGCCUGAAAACAAAUCUAGAUUUUAAAUCUAGACUCUAUACUAGUAUAACUCUAGAUCUAGAUCUAUAUCUAGAAUCUAGAGUCUAUUUAUUGCUGAUAAAAUAAACAAACGCUAACGUAUAUUAUUGUAUCCUUCCUUCUCGGAAUGUAAUGAGAGGGUAGUUGAGUACCCUACUAGUAAAAGUAACUAAUCUAGACCCAGGCCUAAUAAUAAGGCUAAGCCUGCCUAAGGCAAAGUACUAAAGUUGGCCCUAACUAAGCCGUCUAAGUCUAAGCCAUCUCUUAUUCUCUAACUCUAGAUUCUUUGACUGACUCUAGAGUAAGACUAAUUUAGUAAUUACUAGUAAGAGUCUAGAGUAGAUCUGGUUCAUAGACUAAUUAUUAUAAUUAAUAAUUAUCUUUUCUAGACUAGAUGAUUAAGAUUAUAAUUAUAAAUUAUAAAAAAUAAUGGCUGAUCGAUUAACACAGUUGCAGGAUGCUGUUACUCAGCAAGCUGAACACUUCUACAACAGUAUUGGAGUUCUACAGCAAAGUGCACCCAGCAGUCCAUUCCCAGGUUUUGAAAAACCAGGUUGUAAACCAUCAUCUCCCCCACCUCAGGAAGAUUAUGCUGCAUUGUUUGCCAAAUUAAUUACAAGAACUGCCAAAGAUAUUGAUGUCCUCAUAGAUAAUUUACCAAGUGAAGAUUCAUCUACAGAGCUUCAGGUGGCAAGUUUACAGAAACUAGAGCUGGAAAAUCAAGAGGAAGCAGAAAAAUUAGAAGAAAUUGUUGCAAGGGGAGAACAGUUGCUGAAAACAAUUCAAAAAUCUCUUGAGCAAAUAGCUGCCUCACAACUUUAUAGCCAGGGAUUAGAGAGCAACUUUAGUCCUUCCAGAAUUUAAAUUUUUUGUGUCAAUGAUUUAUGUAUAAAAUAUUUCAAUAAAACUUUUUUUUUUAA